GCGAGUUAACUUGAUUGAUGUGUACCUAUCACAAUUUUGCAUGCCUACCUUUCGCUACUCACACACUUGAAACUUAUCAUUUCUUUUAUUUUGGAUAUUUGGCUCAUGAAAAUUUUUGAAAGCAAUGAAAUUUGUUAUUGUCUACUAUUUGUAUGGUUUGGUACUCUUAAUUCUUCCAAUAGUCGAGGGACAAAGUAAUGAAAAUGAACCGGACUUGGAUCGAUUAUUUGCAUCUGUAUUUGAAAAUCGUUUGAUAGUGCCUCACAUAUUGCCCUCUCUACCAAAGGAAAUCUGUACUGUUAUCUAUAAUCCAGGUCUUUUCAUUAUAACAGGCAAACCGUAUUUCCCUUAUCAAUUACAAAGUUUACCUGAAGUACUUUGGAAUUACAGAGAUGGAAAAUAUCACACUCUCGUAAUGCUUGGUGCUAUUCAAAAAUGCAACGAAACUGAAAGCUGGUCAAGCUCAUCGAGUGGCAAAAAUGAUUCUUCGAUAGGUCUACCGGAACAAUGGUGGUUCGAAUGGGUGAAAGUGGAUAUUUACCAGGAUCGUCUCAACAGGGCAGGAGUAGAUUUACAGCCUUUUUUGAAUACUACACUCCAACCUAACAGUACACACAGAAUAAUCUAUACAUUUGCAGUAUACGAACAACGUGAAAAGUUCAGGUUUAAACUGGACGAUAAAGAUAAUUCACCAGAAAAGAUAAUUCAGCGCCAUUUUACUCCUUUGUCCAACUUCGAAAAGACUUUUCAAGAGUGUGCUCUCUCCGCAGGAAAUUAUUUCUACGUGCUUCCAAAACGAAUUGUUUUAGAUACUUCAAAGGUGAGAACAUUUGAAUGGACAUCAUCAAUAUAGAAAUCGUUCUCUAGAAAUAAUUUUUUGUAACUAUCUUACACCUUCGCGAAUAAACUACUGUGUUG
Molecule: messenger RNA, 918 nt
Organism: Planococcus citri (citrus mealybug)
Lineage: Eukaryota; Metazoa; Arthropoda; Insecta; Hemiptera; Pseudococcidae
Exons: 6
Coding region: 125-853 (242 amino acids)
Source: RefSeq, a predicted model, not a curated record